GGAGAGAUGAGUUUUCGCUCCGCCACCAGCCAGCCCAGCAUGUUUGCAAUGGUACUGCACCUGCCUGCUCUGCGCAGAAAGAUGUAGCCAUGCCGACAGUCCAUCCCAAAAAGGCCUAGCAAAAUUACCGGUUCUGGUUGCAAUAUUAGUCGGGACGGGAGGUACUGAUCUCUAUAAAAAACGACAUUGUGUCACUCUUGUUGGCUUGCUGAGGCAGCUCUGGCGUUGCUUCGUUCACCUCAACGACUCCUUGAGAGUUACACCCACAGGUCCGGGGCCAUCUUGUAUGGUCGGAACAUAGUGAGCACCACGCACCUCGCACCACGCACCACGCACCACGCACCACCACCUGUACUAGGUUACCUAAAGCCUGCCUGGAGGUACUCCAAUAUGGCAACCCAUUCCGCCAUCCAACUGUCUAGUGACCUCAAGACGUUCGCAAAUGACGACAAGACGAGAUGCGAUGGUAUUGUCAUCGAUAACAAAAAAGGAGACACGGUCCGACAAUACAUCCCCAACAGCGAGCUGGUCGAGUUCUGGACCCCGGGUCGAGUCGAAGAAGCCUGCAACAUACUUGGAAUCGACUUGCCCAUUCAGACGGUCCGCGAGCACCACUUGCGCCUCCUCUCCACCCUCCUACUGACUGCGGAUAACCAUUGCACGCAUGUCAAGGAAAGACUCGAUGACUUUCGUCGCCAAGGAAUUGUAGACGUCAAGCUCCCCUUGAGCAGAGACGUCGUCGGUUCCAUCUUCUCGGACGCACCAAAAGAUGCCGAUGCAUUCUACAGCAACCAGUUCCUUUUCUCCCCAGCCAACAUGGACACAAACCUAUGGGAUCUGCCGCUGGGGCCAGAGUUGAUACUGCCUCUCAAGUUCAUUGGACAGCUGCAGGACGGCGGAUUAUCCUCUCAAAGCGUCUCCAAGUAUGCACGAUACGAGGGUUCGAAGCCCAGUGAGAGCGACUUUGUCGUAAUCAAGAUCUUCCCACCACAUGCUCUGAGAGCCACAUUUCGCGACGAGGUACAGCUCUAUCGUGAGCUUCAAGACGACGGCACAACCACCAGAGACUACAAGAGGCCUUCUGAGUACUUCCUCUCGUGCUACGGUACUUUUCAACAGAAUGGAUUCGGGGCCAUCGUACUCGAGUACGCAAAUGGAGGCAGCCUCCUUGACUACUUUCGGAAAACAACGCCCCCACAAAACAGAGAUGGCCUCUGCCAGUUCUACAACGCACUGCUCGACUUGCCAAGGGCCGUCUUCACCCUCUCAAAUGUUGGGAGCUCGGGCUACACCCACCAAGACAUCAAACCGGGCAACAUCUUUGUCUUUUGCGACACCGCCGGCUCCGGUACCCCCAAGAUCCGGCUCAAGCUUGGAGACUUUGGCAUGAGCAGCAAGCUCAUCGUCGGCCCCGAUUCGGAACCCUACAGUCACGACAACCAGGCCACCUUGGCGUACAGCGCUCCCGAGCUCAUGGUGCAGGACGUGCGCCUCCGAGACCGCACCCAGCGAGUCUCGCAGCCAGCAGAGAUAUGGGCUGUGGGCUGCGUCAUGAUCGAGUCGCUCACGUGGGCUGUCCGUGGGGAGGCAGCCCGCGGGGCGUUCGCGUGGAAGAGGCAUGACGAGAUCGCCGCGCGCCGCCAGUUUAUGAGCGAAAUAGGCUAUGCGUUUGCCUUUCACGACGGACAAACCAUACUCGACGCGGUCAAGACGGCCGCUUUGGAGAUUUCAAAGUCCGUCUGCGAGUACGACAAGUAUACGAAGCGGAUCGUCGACCUUUUGACGACAGAUGUGCUUCGUCCUACACCUCGAAAGGCGGGCGACUACAUUUCGGGAACGCUGCAGGAUGUUUUGGACGGCAAGGCCGUGCGUAUCAAGAAGAGGAGCGUGAGUAAUGGCGCUCGUUCACCCAUCAAGACGGCCACGCUUGAGCCACCAGCCCAAGGUAGCAAGCGCACAAGAUCCUCCUGGGAGGCGCCGCCGCCGCAUGGGAAUGCCCACCACCCAUGCAAGCAUCACCAUCUUAACUCGUAUGCGCCAGCAGCAUGGCCAGGUGGACGCGGCACCGAGCUUGCGACUGCGGCUGACGGUGGCGCCGUACACGAUGCAUCAAGGCCCAGCACGGUUGGGUCCGGUUCGGUGGCUUUGGCCGACUGCCCGCAUCCCGACAUCACUGCCGAGUCGCUGUACAAUUACCACAAAGGUGGAAAGAUGCCCGAUCAGCAGGGCAAGAUGCGCAGUUUUCUGAACGACGUCAAUUUCUUCAACGGCCGCGAUCAGAUACUGGUCAUCGACGACUCUGGCAGCAUGGCGCUGCACAAACUGGAGGUGGAGAAAGUCGUGAUAGCAAUCACCUACGCCGUCAAGAGGGCGGACCCGGACGGCAUUGAGCUUUACUUCACUUCUAAUCCGACCACAGGUUACCGGGUUACCAGCGUGAAAUCCGCAAAGGCUGUCCUGAGGAAAUGGGAAGGAAAAGCAGACUACAGCAACCGAAUGGCUGCGACGCUGAAGCGCGUGCUCGACCGAGUGACGGAAAAGGCCCAGCCGGAUCAAGCCAGCAAGAGCCCCUGGAAGGCUUUGCCGCUGGCAAAGACCCAGAAGCCGGCGGGGGCUAGCGUGUUAGUCCUGACAAACGGCGUGUGGGGGGCCAGUCCUGUCGGAGGCCUACCGUCAGCCCCGGGAGACGGCCGCCUGCUCCGCGGCGGCCAAUCUCCGUCGGGCAACCAGGCAAGAGACUGGGGUCUGUGCGGCGUGGACGACUGCAUCCGAAACUUUUUCAGCAGCUCGCCAGAGAUGGCAGAGCGCAGAGGUCUGCUGUACGCAACGGUUCAGUUCAUCUCCUUUGGGAACAGCGUCGACGGGCUGGAGCGGCUCAAGUACCUCGACGACUGCCUGGGCCUGAAACACGACAUGGUCGACACAAAGUCCCACAAGGCUCCGCUCUGGUCGAUACUGAUGGGCUCACUCGACCCUGACAUCGAUUCCUGGCCUGCUCGUGGAAACGCUAAGUUUAGAAUGCAUGGGUAAAGGGUAGUUGGGGAUAUCCAGUUUUGUCACGUUUUCGGUGUUUGGUUAAUGUCUUUUUUUUCCUCUUCUUUUUGUUAUAGGCCUAAUUCUCUGUUGCUGUGUUCUGCAUACCAUCAUCUUCUUCCUCUCACAUUUACACUCCGUUAUGCAACCUAAUUAUUUUGUGAGACAGCCGCACUUUUUUACACGAUACCUGCCAGAUUCUGGCCCAUGGAGCUUUUAUCGAGUUAAUAUUUUAGAACUAGAAUCUAGCCUUGGACUUUAAAUGAGCAUCAUAGUAUCCCCAA
Pyricularia oryzae 70-15 is the source of this 3317-nucleotide messenger RNA. Its product is annotated as serine/threonine protein kinase. The transcript is spliced from 3 exons. Bases 391 to 3030 code for a protein of 879 amino acids. The record is from RefSeq and is a predicted model, not a curated record. Gene Ontology annotation, biological process: protein phosphorylation. Gene Ontology annotation, molecular function: protein kinase activity; ATP binding. NCBI's taxonomy places the organism in Eukaryota, Fungi, Ascomycota, Sordariomycetes, Magnaporthales, Pyriculariaceae.